Messenger RNA from Capronia coronata CBS 617.96, 1263 nucleotides. Its product is annotated as eukaryotic translation initiation factor 3 subunit H. Gene Ontology annotation, cellular component: eukaryotic 43S preinitiation complex; cytosol; eukaryotic translation initiation factor 3 complex. The transcript has 4 exons. Bases 1 to 1263 code for a protein of 420 amino acids. The record is from RefSeq and is a predicted model, not a curated record. Lineage: Eukaryota; Fungi; Ascomycota; Eurotiomycetes; Chaetothyriales; Herpotrichiellaceae. Gene Ontology annotation, molecular function: protein binding; translation initiation factor activity; metallopeptidase activity.
AUGUCCCUCUCACCCACAAAGCAGAGUGACCACGAGCGGCAGGUUCAAGUGAGGAAGCCAUUUACCGACGACCAUAACUCGAUUCUCACCGGUGAACAGUACCUCGUAAGACAACCGGUCGCAAUCUACCUCGGAUAUUCAAUCAUGGCUACCACCGCUCCCAUCGUCGAGAAAGACGCUCCGCUCAAGGCGGUCCAGCUUGAGGCGCUGGUCGUCAUGAAAGUCAUCAAGCAUUGCGCCAGCCGCUUCCCCACCACCGCGACCGGCAGUCUCGUUGGCAUGGACAUCAACGGCACCCUCGAAAUCACCAAUACCUUCCCUUUCCCAGUCGUCGAUCUUCCUCCCGAGGCGCAAUAUGAGCAACAGCACUUCAAUAGUGCGGCCGCGGCUCCACGGGCAAAAUCCAACACUGCAUACCAGACCGAGAUGAUCAGAAUGUUGCGUGAGGUCAAUGUGGAUGCCAACAACGUGGGCUGGUACACAAGCGCAAACUUGGGUAACUUUGUCAACGCAAACUUCAUCGAGAACCAGUAUCACUAUCAGAAGGAGUUGAACGAGAGAACUGUUGCGCUUGUCCAUGAUGUCAGCCGAAGCUCUCAGGGAAUUCUCAGCAUCAAGGCUUUCAGACUUUCUCCUCAGUUCAUGACUGCCUACAAGGAAAACAAGUUCACCACCGAGAACCUUCUCAAGUCCGGCCUGAAAUACACCGACAUCCUGGUCGAAAUCCCGGUCACCGUCCAUAACUCUCAUCUUGUCAAUACCUUCCUUCACCAAGUCCCGCGCAUGCUCGCCUCUGGUGCCAUGAAGCCCCCAACCUCUGUCGAUGAGAUUGAGAACAACCCAGUGGUGAAGAACGACACUCUUGCUCCAACCUUUGAAUCAUUGUCCAUCAACAUCGACCCAUAUCUCUCCCAGACCGCCGACAACCUUCUUGACUCGAUUGAGACUCACCACGUCGAAUCCAACAACUUCUCCUACUACCAGCGAGCUUUGGCUAGGGAACAGGCGAAGAUCCAGCAAUGGCAAGCGAAGCGAAAGGCCGAGAACGCAGCUCGUGCACUUUCCAAGCAGGCACCGUUGCCGGAGGAUGAAUGGCAGAAACUCUUCAAGUUGCCGACGGAGCCAAGUCGCUUGGAGAGCAUGUUGAACAGUCGCCAGGUGGAGCAGUAUGCACGACAGGUGGAUGGAUUCGUUGCAGCCACAUCUGGCAAGAUGUUCUCGGUCCGUGGCAAUCUUCUUCCCGGUGACGGAAAGGAGGAGUGA